Stegodyphus dumicola is the source of this 1310-nucleotide messenger RNA. Its product is annotated as leptin receptor gene-related protein-like. The record is from RefSeq and is a predicted model, not a curated record. Gene Ontology annotation, biological process: late endosome to vacuole transport via multivesicular body sorting pathway. Lineage: Eukaryota; Metazoa; Arthropoda; Arachnida; Araneae; Eresidae. Gene Ontology annotation, cellular component: endosome.
UUCGCGCCUUGGCGAUAGGUGUAGCGAAGUCGUAAAAGAGAAGUUUGUGUUUUCUUUUAGGGAAAAAAAUGUAAUGUCAAAAUCUGAGUGACUUCCAACUAAUUAAUUGGGAUAAUUAUGGCCGGAAUCAAAGUCUCGUAGCUUUGGCAUUUUCGGGAUCCGUUGGGAUGACCUUGCUUGUUCUGGGCUGUGCUUUACCACAAUACAACAACUGGUAUCCAUUCUUUGUCCUCAUAUUUUACCUCCUGUCACCCAUUCCCACUUUGAUAUCCCGUCGAUACACAGAUGACAUUGGGACCACCAAUGCCUGUCAUGAACUUGCCAUUUUCCUCACAACAGGGAUCAUCAUCUCAGCAUUCGGACUUCCUAUCAUAAUGGCUGAAGCGCCUGCUGCAGAGCCUGUGAUAACUUGGGGAGCAUGUGGCCUGGUUCUUGCCGGAAACAUCGUGGUAUUUCUCACUAUACUUGGGUUUUUCCUGGCCUUCGACAAUGACGAUGUUGAUUACAGCAUGUGGUGAUGAACCAUACUUUUUGGAUCUCUUGAGUAAUACAUAUUAAGUGCAAAAAUCAGAAGUUGGAUAGAAUGAUGAUUUGCUUGUACCUAACGUCAAAAAUUUGCAGCCGUUAAUGGUAUAUUAUGUUUUUAAAUUUGAUAGUAAAAAAUUGUGUCAAGGAAAAUGUCAGUGUUUUUAUAGCAUUGCAUAAUGUUGUUUGCAUUUAUUUGUUAAUGCUGUGAGAAAGAAAAUAAGCCUGGACAAAGAUUUUCACCACUGGAAAGAAUGGAGCAGAGUUGAUGAAAUAAUUAAGAAGAAUUAAAGAGAACAUUAUUUAAGAAAUUUUUCAUAGUGUGAAUUACUCUAGAUAAAGUAUUACGGAUUUUGGGGUACUUAUAUAUUAACUGCUAUGCCCAAUACAAUGGCAGCAACAGUCUAGUGGCAUCUUUGGGAGAUGAUAUAUAUUUCCAGUUUGAACUACUUAUGGAUACGCGUUUUUCAAUUUCUGGCAGAUAUAGUUAGGUGUUUGCAUUCAAAAUUCAUCGAAUAGAUUAUUAACUGCAGCAGUUUGUGUGUGCUUCUAUAUAAACAUUUCUAAAUAAAAAAAAAGCAAGUAACUUCUUUCAAAGUAAUCUCUAGUUCUUUUUGCAAUACUUUAUCAGCUGUUUUGUUGUGACUACAAUUAUGUUGUAUAUUUAACAUCUUGUACAUCAUGUAUAGUUUCAUUCAUAAGAAUUAAUCAUUCAAGUUUUAUUUUUGUGUGUGUUGGUAUUGUUGUUCUUUUGUUUGGCAAAAUAAAGUGUGCGGGGAAUAAUA